CUUUGGCGCUGAUAAAGCUGUCACUUUACCUACUGGUUCGCACCCCCAAAGGCUGCAGUGGCUUAUUUCACGCCAUCUACGGUGUCGAUGGGGCAACAAACCACGGACCCGGGAUCGGCUCCGGUUUUUUGGCGCAACAUACACGGGGUCACUUUAGGGUCUCUUAUAGCUGAUCAUGGAUAAGCGAGCCUUUCCAUCCUGAGCGCAUCAGACAUUUGGCUUGGAUAAAUUCUGUUGCGUGCACUGAUCUCUUGCCAGUGGCCAUGACGCCGGGAUUAAUUUCUCUCAUUAAAACCACGGUAGAACAGGCGGUAUAGUAGUUUAAAUAAGCGGUCAGACACUGCGCUUUUGAGCUACAUGUUCAUUCUAGGAGUGUGUUAUGGGUAUUAAGGUCUGCGUGUACUUCCUGUCCCAACCCCAGGGCAUAAACGGGACCGUACUGCGCGUGUUGAUAAACGACGGACAGCAAGGCACAGAUUAGUUGACGUCCAGGAUUUGUAUACUGUAGCACCUGUUAAACCAGGGAAGAGGACUCUGAGUGUUCCCGGCAGUGUAAUAAUGAUUGCUAUAGCCUGUCUGGUACAUUUAAGGUCUAGAAAUGAGCGAUAACUUCACUCAGCUUGCCAGUAGUGGUUAUGCAGACCAAAUGCGAGAGAUACUGUGAGGUUGAUCCGUUCACGUUACAAUAAAGGUGGCUAUGUGGACUUUCUGUCGCCUGUUCAAGAGAGAUCCGAGGAUUUCGUAUUUUGAAGGACUUGGCUUCCUGAAGCGCAACCCGUAUUGUAGAAUUAUAUCAAUUUUCUGACGAAACUUUGCAGUAGCUUAUAUUUAAUUACAGAAUUGCAAAUUAGUUCCACAUUAAGUUUUAGAAAAAAGAAUGAGAACAGUCUUUUUAAAACAAACAAAAAGGUUUCCAUGGAUAGCAAACGUAACCUUGUACGGAUGUCUGUUUGCUGGCGGGGACCUGGCGCACCAGUGUAUAGCCCAAAGAGAGGAAAUUGACUGGAAUCACACGCGGAAUGUCGCUGUAGUGGCUUUCAGUUUUCACGGCAACUUUAAUUACUUCUGGUUGCGGGGUUUGGAACGACGUUUCCCCGGAAGAUCCGCCAGCAUGCUCCUGCGAAAACUGCUCUUGGAUCAAACGAUCGCAUCCCCGUUAGCGACUAGCGUGUUCUAUACAGGGGUAAGUUUCCUCGAGGGUAAGGAGGACGUUCUCGCAGACUGGAGGGACAAAUUCCUAAACACUUACAAGACUGGACUCAUGUACUGGCCAUUUAUGCAGUUCCUGAACUUCGUGCUGGUUCCGCUGCACCUGCGGACGGUGUUCAUGGGCUGCGGCGCCUCCCUGUGGGCCGCGUUCCUGUGCUUCUCGCGGGAGCGCGGUGACGGCACGGCCGCCGCCGCCAUGGCCUGGCUCCUCUCGCCCCGCGCCAGGCUCCCGCCUCGGGACGAUCGCGAGGAGAAGUGAUGCGCUCGUGCUGCGGAACAGAAAGUGCAGCAGGUUGUGCCUUUGUCUGUGGAAAGAUGCCUGAAAUCCAUGCUUUGUCCUGUGGAAGCUAAGGUCAUGAACCCUUCCUGCUUUACUCAAAUUUGACUAAUAAAGUCAAGCAGCUGCUGUGAUUUGGUAUAUCCCUGGUCAUACCUACACACUGCGUUUGAAGUCGCUGUUCAUCAGAUUGGUGAAAUGGGGAAAUGACAAAAAAAAAAAACAAAUAUAUAUAUAUAUAUAUAUAUACACUUAAUUCCUUGAUCCUUCUUAAAUGUACAGUAUGUAAGUUUAGACAAAUGAGCAAGUGAGAACUAGAUUUUGAAAAAAAUGAUCCACCACCUCCCAACUCCUCCCCUCAGCUCUCCCUCCAAAGCCUCUCCCUCCGAUAUCUGUCAGGAUGUGAAGGAAAUUUAACCAAAUAUGAACAAAUGUUCUUUAAAAAAAAAAGAUAUAUUGCUGUUAGACUAAAUUAAAUCAUUUGCUUCUUGCUUAAAGCCACCUGCCUGAAGUCUGUAUCAUUGAUUUAUUUACAGCAUUAUGACCAACAACAGUCAUAACAACAGCAACCAUGACAACCAUAGCCAUAACAAAACCAGACAAUCAUUAUCUUAAUGUCUGUUGAAAGAAAAACAGGAGAGGCUGUUCGUUUUUAUUGACUUCUUGGACAAAGCACGUAUCAAGGGUAUAUUAUAUAGGUGGGUAGUUCAAGGAUGAAAAAAUAAAACUGCUGUCUGUUACUUGAAAUGUUUAUUAAAACACAAUAGGUUGCCAUUGAACCAGGUACCUUAUACACAAACAGACAGUAUAUCAAGUCGCCCAUAGCGGAAUAGAGCAGCACGUUCUGUGUAUUGCUGUUACAUCAGCACUUGUCUCAUAGAAAAGCUUGGUGUUUAAGUGGAGGGCACGUAAUAUAAUUGUAUAAUGUGUAGUUGCGGUCAACCAAUUAGGUUCUGAUGAUACUUUUAUUUAGUCUUUGAGCACUAACCAGAAAGAUACAUAUGGUACAUGGCCAAAUAUGUGUGGAUACCUGACAUCCAGCAUCUUAUUAUGGGAAUUAAUAUGGAGUUAGUCCACCCCUUGCUGCUAUAACAACCUCCACUCUUCUGGGAAGGCUUUUUCCUAGAUGUUGGAGCAUUGCUGCAGGGAUUUGCUUCUAUUCAACCAGAAGAGUAUUAGUGAGGUUGGGCACUGAUUGGGCAAUUAGGUCUGGUUCGCAGUUGGUUUUCCAACUGAUCCCAGAGGUGUUGGAUGGGGUUGACAUCAGGGCUCUGUGCAGGCCAGUCAAGUUCUUCCACACCAAUCUAGACAAACAUUUUUGUAUGGACCUUGCUGUGUUCCUGGGGGCAUUGUCACACUGAAACAGGAAAGGCCCUUUCCCAAACUGUUGCCACGAAGUUGGAAGCACAGAAUCAGUUAGAAUGUCAGUGCAUUAAGUUUUCCCUUCUCUGGAACUAAGGGGCCUAGCCCAAACAUGAAAAACAGCCCUGAACCAAGUGGUGUCCGCAUACAUUUGGUCAUAUAGUGUAUUCAUGAUAUCUAACAAAGUGGCAAAAGAUAAAAAUCAUACCUCAUAAUUGUAGCCCAAAAAUAAUCCUGUUCGAGAACAAUUGCCCGUGCAGACUUUGGUGUGUUCAUUGGAAGUUGCAAGAUCCACAGAAAAGUGGUAAGGAUUAGUGGUGAUCUAUUUAACUCUCUCUUUGUGUUUUUGUUUGUUCACAUUUUUAGCUUUGUGAAUCUGCCAACAUCUGUACUCGGUGUAUUUUUGUGGAAUAGUCUGUGGAGAAUUUUAAAGUACAAAUUGUAAAAAUUGGUCAGUGGUGACAAUGUUCUGAGUGCAAUUUGGCACAUAUCUCGGUCUGUGUACAGUCAAAUUUGACUGAAGAGGUUAAGCAGCUGGUGUACCUUUGGUUAUACCUAUGCACUGCAUUCGAUGUCACUGUUCAUCAGAUUAGUGAAAUGGGGAAAAAACAAAUGCACUCUUAUAUCCUCAACCCAAGGAUAAGACAUAUUGCAGCUAGACUGAAUAAAGCCUGUUGAUUUUUCUGCG
Molecule: messenger RNA, 3536 nt
Organism: Anguilla rostrata (American eel)
Lineage: Eukaryota; Metazoa; Chordata; Actinopteri; Anguilliformes; Anguillidae
Gene: mpv17l
Product: MPV17 mitochondrial membrane protein like
Exons: 4
Coding region: 878-1468 (196 amino acids)
Biological process (GO): cellular response to reactive oxygen species; mitochondrial ribosome assembly
Cellular component (GO): membrane; cytoplasm; mitochondrion
Source: RefSeq, a predicted model, not a curated record